Molecule: messenger RNA, 1021 nt
Organism: Morone saxatilis (striped sea-bass)
Lineage: Eukaryota; Metazoa; Chordata; Actinopteri; Moronidae
Gene: nr2c2ap
Product: nuclear receptor 2C2-associated protein
Exons: 5
Coding region: 105-530 (141 amino acids)
Source: RefSeq, a predicted model, not a curated record
GGGAAGAGGAACGGCUACACAUUCACGUCACUGUCGUAAAAAACAACACCGGAGCAGCGCGUUGCCGCCUCGCUUGACGGCAGUUCGUGAUUUAAAAACUCGACAUGGCUUCCUCAUUGAUUUGCAGCGAAACUCAGAGCAGGGUGAGUUCAGUGCUGAACAGAGACGUGAAGCAGUAUGGAAAGAAGUACAUGUUUGACUGCAACGAAGAGACAUGCUGGAACUCAGACCAGGGUGAAUGUCAGUGGGUGUCUCUGGAGUUCCCUGAGUCUGUCAAGGUUUCAGAGUUAAAGGUCCAGUUCCAAGGAGGCUUCUCAGCAAAAACAUGUAGACUAGAAGGUUGCCCAAAAGAGGGAGACCUGACAGUCAUCAGCCAUUUUUAUCCAGAAGACAACAACUCUCUCCAGAGCUUUCCCAUACAGGAGGCCCCUACAGUGGACAAAGUAAAAAUAAUGUUUGAGAAUAGUGCUGACUUUUUUGGGAGAAUUAUUGUUUAUUCCUUGGAUGUCCUGGGGGAAAAGGCUUCCUGACCAUUUUUUUAAAAUCCUCUCAUGAGAGAGGAAAUGGCCCCUGAGUAAAGUGCGGGAUGCAGGAUGGUGUGGUGGCACUUGGGAAACAUGUCAUCUGUUCUGCCACCUCAUGAACUGAUGUGAAUGUGGCCUUUUUUGGUAUGAAAGCUUUCAGGGAUGUGUCUAGCUAUCUCACCCUUGAUUACUCAAACACAGAAGGCUUGGCAUGGAGUCUGAAUCUGAGUUUUAAAUGCAGAUUGUUGUGAUCAUAUAUCAUUUUGUUAUCACGCUCUCUAUACUUAUAUUGUGCCUUUUACGUUGAAGCAUCAUUCCAGUGGAACACACAGUAUAAAAAUACAUUUUUAUUAAAACUUGUUUACAGACCUUUUUCUGCUGCUCUUCAGCCAAACAAAAUAAUUCUGCUGCACAACCAUCACAUUUGAGUCCUUGUUUGUACAGUGUUUGUACAUUGUAAUGCAUACAAAUGGAAUAAACUGUUCAAAAAAUAAAAA